AUGAAUACCAUUGAGGUUCACGACGACAUUGAGCAUCACGGUCACGCUGAUGUUGGAUUCAUGCAGAUGUACUCGAUUCCAGAAUAUCUGGCCGUAACUCUUUUCCCUGCCUCAGACAUUCCCAUCUCUGCAUUCGUCAAGUUUGCCAUUCCGUCCGUCACUUCCACCCAUCAGGCUGCUUUGCCAAGUGUUCACCAAUAUUUCUGCUUGGAACCUCCACACUCCAGCCCAAUUGAUCAUGCUCAAACAAGUUCUGUGGCAGCCAUGGUGACAAAUGCCGACUUCGACAUUGAAUCCGAGGUAGAUUUGAGUGCGGAUGGUUUGUUGGCAGUGUUGGCAGAAUCGUGGCCUAAUGUGGACAGCACAGGGAAGGGCAAGGGCAAGGCUGAGGCUGAGGAUAUCAAUGGAAGUGAUGACAAGUGGCUGGAGUUGGGAUAUGUUGGUGUUGAUGUGAGUGUUGGUGUGGAUGGGACUUUGGAAUUGGUGCCCUGCCUAUAUAUUUUCGCAUUUUUGGUCCUUUUGUCUUUUCAUGUCUCUCUUAGUCAGUAG
This is a messenger RNA of Suillus bovinus, 549 nucleotides long. RefSeq lists its product as uncharacterized. Bases 1 to 549 code for a protein of 182 amino acids. NCBI's taxonomy places the organism in Eukaryota, Fungi, Basidiomycota, Agaricomycetes, Boletales, Suillaceae. The transcript is spliced from 5 exons. The record is from RefSeq and is a predicted model, not a curated record.